GAGAGAAAAAGUUAGGAAAAGGAUUAUUUUCAUGCAUUUGCAAGUCACUACGAUAUCUUUCUAAAAUUUAACGCACCCUUCCGUUGAUUCCGACAACGGAGUGUAGUCAGUUGUGCCGCUCGUUGAUAACUUAGUGGUAUUGGAAUCCAACAAAAUGUUCAGGAACCAGUAUGACAACGAUGUGACAGUAUGGAGCCCUCAGGGUCGAAUACAUCAGCUGGAGUAUGCCAUGGAGGCCGUAAAGCAAGGCUCAGCCUGUGUGGGACUCAAGUCCAAGACUCAUGCUAUUCUCGUUGCCCUGAAGAGGGCCCCCUCAGAACUGUCUGCUCACCAGAAGAAGAUUUUGCCAAUCGAUGACCACGUUGCUGUUUCCAUCGCUGGGCUCACUGCAGAUGCGCGGUUGCUAUGUAACUUCAUGAGGAACGAAUGCCUGAACUCCAGAUGGGGCUGGAACAAGCCUUUGCCCGUGUCACGUCUGGUCUCCAUGAUCGGGAGCAAAUCACAAAUCCCUACACAGAGAUAUGGCCGUCGGCCUUUUGGAGUGGGAUUGUUAGUAGCCGGCUAUGAUUCUCAGGGUCCCCACAUCUACCAGACUUGCCCAUCGGCCAACUACUACGACUGUAAAGCCAUGGCCAUCGGAGCCAGGUCACAGUCGGCCAGAACAUACCUGGAGAAGCACCUCGACGUCUUUCUGGAUUGUUCUCUGGAUGAGCUGGUGAAGCACGGUCUGCGAGCCUUGAGGGACACGUUGCCGACGGAGGUGGACCUCACACAGAAGAACUGCUCCAUUGGAAUUGCUGCAAAAGACACCAAGUUUGCCAUCUUAGACGAUGAUGCUGUGGCCCCAUAUCUGGCUUUGAUUGAAGGAGAAGAAAGGAGCUCCCGCGCACCUCAAGAAGAGUCUGCCGCCCCGAUGGAGGCAGAGGAAGAGGGCGGGGCUCAGCCCGAGCCUGUCCCAGCGGACCCGCAGUCUGUGGACGACACCAUGGACCAAUGAGAGGAGAGCCGUCCGUCACAUCAUGUCCCUGCCUGAACAACACUUUAUACUGUUAGUGGUUGCAGUCGCUGAGAAGAAUUUUGUGGUUUUUGUUGCUGUUCAGCAGAUAGGCUUCUUUACCUGGGGUUUAUAUUACUAUGAUGUCUGGAUCGAUGACUACAUAUUACUAUAAUGCUACAAAGACUCUUUUGCAGUAAGUAAUAUUUUACAUUCGUGUCGAUUUAAUUUCAGCUAUAGCACUUUUGGUCAGUGAUAUGAAGGGUAAUGUAAGGAUAUCGUCUCAAAAAUUGUUUUUUUUAAACAGAAAUCUGGGUCAUUCUAUGGGUCUUGUACUCCCCCUCCCCUCCAUUUUUGUUGUUGUGUCCCUCGGUUUAUUUUAAACUUGUUUAAAAUUGAAGUUUUUUACUUUCUGUGAACGUCACUGGCAACAUUAUAUUUUUUGUUUGUGAGGAAUGAAUAAGCAUGAUGAUCACUUCCUGUAUCUGGAUGCUUGGUCUAGAGGUGGUGAGGAGACUCCGGCAUCUGACCAUUGUUACAAAUCAUCUGUCAUGUCAUAUGGAAUAAACUUUUGUCACUUAAUUCCA
This is a messenger RNA of Aplysia californica (California sea hare), 1581 nucleotides long. Its product is annotated as proteasome subunit alpha type-1. The record is from RefSeq and is a predicted model, not a curated record. The transcript is spliced from 11 exons. Gene Ontology annotation, biological process: ubiquitin-dependent protein catabolic process. Gene Ontology annotation, cellular component: proteasome core complex; nucleus; proteasome core complex, alpha-subunit complex. NCBI's taxonomy places the organism in Eukaryota, Metazoa, Mollusca, Gastropoda, Aplysiida, Aplysiidae. Bases 155 to 997 code for a protein of 280 amino acids.